AUGAAGGGUGAUGGUGAUGAUAAUAGAACUAAAAGUGAAUUGCCCCAAAAUGUUACUUCUUGCUCAACGUUUGUGAAGAAACUCAAAAUCUACAGUCCCACACCAGAAACCACCAUUGGAGGAAACGUGUCAUUGGAGUGCUCCUGGGAGACAAACUGCCUGCAAAUCAAAUACACCUUAUUUUUAAACAAAAUGAGAGCAUUAUAUCCUGCAACACAGAACAGGAGGGAAGAAAAAAUUAUAUUUAACUUCACAAUCGAUUCUAGCAGUGAACUGGGUGAAUAUAAGUGCAAAGCUGAGAGGGGAACUGAGGCAAGAUAUAGCUCAGGUUUCAACUUUACAUUAAGAGCAGGAGAAAGGAAUAAUCCAGUUGCUUUCAUUGUGCUUCCUUUGGUUCUCCUACUGCUACUGAUUGCAGUAGCUGUGGCAAUUCCACUGUUGAUCCUUCCUUGGUGUAAGGCAAGGAAACUGAAGUCAGCCAAUAUUUCCACUGUAUAUGAUGAUAUUGUUUAUGGAGUAACUGAAGAAAACGAAUAUUGCAACGUGAAAAUUAAAAGCAAGACAGAAGAUUACAGAAACGUGAUCAUCAGUGAGGAUAAUACAGUGAACUAUGCAGAAGUCAUCUGUAGAUAAGAGUGAU
Candoia aspera is the source of this 640-nucleotide messenger RNA. It is a transcript of the gene MILR1, whose product is annotated as mast cell immunoglobulin like receptor 1. The record is from RefSeq and is a predicted model, not a curated record. The transcript is spliced from 6 exons. The coding region runs from base 1 to 633 and encodes 210 amino acids. Lineage: Eukaryota; Metazoa; Chordata; Lepidosauria; Squamata; Candoiidae.